Molecule: messenger RNA, 3807 nt
Organism: Klebsormidium nitens
Lineage: Eukaryota; Viridiplantae; Streptophyta; Klebsormidiophyceae; Klebsormidiales; Klebsormidiaceae
Source: the annotation of a GenBank genome assembly
AGACGGUCUGGCAACAAGUUGAAGCCUGGCCUGGGCUGAUUCGGAGAACGCCAAUGGCGGAGUUUGGCGCGCUUUGUCGGGAGCUCGAAAGAAACCAUGGCGAUGUAUAGUACGGUAGCCCCUGAUACUUAGAGGUGCCGCAACACCAACCCUCUCCCCCCAGUCAGGCCCACACGCUGGGGCUGUGCUUGAGCGCAGUCCCUUUCGUGUCGGUUGUUAUUUUCCGAUAUGGGAGAUGCGCACGGCAGCUCCAUGGUGGAAGCAGCGGGACUAUGGCCAGUGGCGGCACAUGAUGGUCGUGAGCAUGGAGGGCGCGCGGGUGCGGCCUUUUUGCCAGGGCAGGCCCGCAGCAGCCCGGCUUGGAUUGUGGGACGCGAAGGCCGGGCUGCCUCCGGAGGGGCAGGCAGUAAAGCGGAGGGGCCGGAGAACGGGUCAGAUGUGGGAGAGGAAGCGGCAGGCUGGGUGGACUACUCCGCGCAGAAUGAGGAGGCAGUGGACGGAGCAGAGCCGCUGGAGAGCCAGGAUGCGCACCAGCGGCCGGCAGCACGGCCAGGGGAUGCCAGGGUCGCGCCCGGUGUGUCUUGUGUGGACCUGACUAGCCCCCCUGGUCACCAUGCUGAGGCUCCGCUUCUCUCUGAUGAAGAGCGCCCUGGCGCAGGACCGCACGGCGCGCACUCUCCUGCAGGGGGGAAGAGGCCACAGGCACAGGCAGACACGAGUGCACCGAACAAGCGUGCCGAAGCAACAGCAGCGCAGGAGUGGGGGUCGGGGAACGGCCCCACCCUUGCAACCAAUGCGGCAGGGACGGGGAUGGAGGACGGGCAGGCAGCGGAGGAAGCGAACGGGGCGGGCCGCUUGCCAGCGGAGGAGGAGCCAAAGGAAUCGGGGCGCGGUGAGUCAGACGUAACGGGGGUUGGGGAAGGGGAGGGGGAGGGGGAGGUGCUGGCAUCCGCGGCGGACGACGAGGCGGGCAGCGCGGAGCAGCUGGCGGAGCCGGUGGAGGGCCUGCGCAGGCUGGCAGCCAGCGCCACGCUUAAGGCAGCGCCGCGGGAAGGGGGCGGCCAAACGUCAGCCCUGUCGUCAAGUGACAUCCUGCAGUGCGGGGGGGUGGCGCGCUGGGAGGCUCUGCUGGCCAAUAUUGCAGCGGGAGAGAUCCAGCUGAACCCCGAGACUGGCAGCUACGAGCACCGCAAGGUGGUCAAAAUAGAGGAGCAGAGCAUGCCGGCAGUGACCUACGGGAACGGGCGGGCGCAGGAGAAGCCGCGCGAGAGGAGGCAGGCGCCGGAGAGGGCUCCCCCGGGCCGCCGGCGCAGGAGCGACCCUGAGGCAGGGGCCCUGGUGACGAGCAAGGAGGGCAGCACGGGCGCUCCGAAGCUGGCUGCGCUGGUGGACGACUUUGUGCAAAAAUUGGAGGCACUUUUCGAGCAAGAUCUGACGGCGGAGAUGCAGCGGCGCGCGUCGCGGUGCACCCCAAGCACCCUAGGCGCCAAGGUGUCGCGCCUGGCGGGCCACCCCAACGCCGGCCGCGGCCCCGCGUCGGGCUACAUGGACGAGAGCGCCAAGAACAGCGCGGCGCUGCGCGAGGCGGCGGAGCCCAUCAUCAAGGCACUCCUCUUCCGAGGCCACUACGGGAGCACCACGCUGGCGGCCAGCAUGGCGGGCCCCUUGUUCUACCCCGCCAAUGCGGCUGGGCCCGAGUUGCUGGCUGCGCUGCGCGAGGCGUGCCAAGGAGCUGCGCCCGUGGCAGGGCGCGCGGGGCCCAUGGCGCGCCUGCUGCUGGACCUGCAGGACGGCGCGCGCCCCGCUCUGUCUGGCGACGGCAGCCCCGAGGAGCAGGACGCCCGCGUGCAGGCGUGGGGUGCGGCGGUGCGCGGGUGCUGCGGCGCGGCGGUGGAGGUGCUGGAGGCGGUGGACUUCUUCAAGCUGUGCUGCGCCGAGGCGGCCGCCACAGCGCAGGAGGAGGCCGCAGGGGUCAUGCUCACUGCCAAGCGGAGCAAGCGCGCCAUCCUCUCGAGCCGGCAGGCGGCUGGCAGCAAGUCCAAGUGGGAGCACCUGGAGGACAGCGUUGCCCCGCUCGCGCAGAUCGUCGCACAGCGAUAUGUGGCGGCAGCCCUGCACGGCGGGGAGGGCUUCUCCGGCCUGCAUGCCCGCCUGCAGGCGCUGCGCGGGGACUUGCUGCGCGCAGGCGCCAACCUGGAGCAGUGGCGCAACCCACCACCGCCGCCGCCGCUGCCUCCCGACCACGCCGCGGCGGACCCUGCCCGCCUCAUCCAGGCCAUCGCGGGGGUGGCGGGCGCUGCGGGCGCUGCUCCGAGCCUGGCGGUGGCGGACGGCGUGGUGGGCGCGGUGGUGCGCGAGUACGCCUGGGCGGACCCGGGCAAGUGGGGUCUCCUCUGGCAGCAGCAGGGCGCCGCCUGCAAUGGGCCGCAGGCGCGCGUGGACGGCGAGGGGCGGCACGUGUACCAGUGGGCGGUGGGCAAGAAGGUGUGGCACUGCUACACGCGCAUGCAGGUGCGCGAGACGCAGGAGGAGGAGGGCGCCACCCCGCUGCCCCCGCGAAUACAGCUCUCCACCACGCCGCGCCCUGCCCAGCCCACCCCCAAGCCCGCACUGCCCACCCCCCGCCUGCCCGCUCCCCGGCCUCCCCCCCUCAUUGCAAAGGCCCCCUCUAGAAAUUCGUCACCGCGGCCCCCCUCGCCCAGCCCGCCUCCUGCGCCGCGACCCCCCUCCGCUGCUGCCUCCAAGCGGCCGCGGCCCGGCACUGCGUCCCCCUCCGAGGAGGCGCCGGUUGUGUUCAGCUUCGAGGGCCCCCCACCCGGCUGCCGGCUGACCCCCGCGCAGGAGGCGGAGGUGAUGGAGGUGGUGCGCGCGCAGGGGUGGGAGAUCCGGCAGGAGGUGCGCAAGCACGGCAUCAGCGCGGGCCAGGUCGACAAGUACUACAUGCCGCCCAACGGGGACAAGCGCCUCACCAGCCUCCGCAAGGUGUGGGAGUACUUGCACUUCGGCAAGGGCGCCUCCGGCAGGACUGCGCGCGACCGCAGCGCCGCGGGGGCCAGCACCAGCGACCAGGCGGACUUCGACGCGGCGCGCGGGGGCGUGGCGGCGCUGCUGGCGGCGCAGGCUGAGGUGGCGGCGGAGGAUGCGGCGGACGGCGCGGCGGAGGCGGGGGAGGACGACGAGUGGGCGGCGCUGGGCGUGGGGCAGGGCUUCGGCGUGGCCGCGGCGGAGCGCGUCAAGAGGCGGCGCAGGAAACCGGGGGGCACGCCCGGCGCUGCGCCCCGGCGCGCUCCCCCGCCUCCCCGUGCUGGCACUAAGCAGCCCGCGACCAUCCGCAGGGAAGUCCACCGACCACACCGACGGGAGCGGCAGAAGCAGGACGCUGACGGACCUCCUCACGCCGUGAGCCGCCCCGCCAUGUGAGCCACCGGGUCCUGCAGCAUGCCUGCUUGGUGGCGUGACGCCGACGCGGCGCACAUCCGGGCCGGCAGGGAGGAGGCUGCAGAGAUACUCUUGUCGCCGAGUGUUGGACGGCACUGUGUCAUAGCGGUCGUUGUAAGGCAGCCAGUGUCGUGCGAUUGUGCACUUGGAGAGCUGGAACCCAGGCAGCCUCACGAAGUUGAGGACCUUCACUGCGUGUGGCGAUGUACUAUACCGUAGCUAUUCUUGUAAAGUCCUACUAGUGAGCACUCUUUACGGGUCAAAUCUGCUCAAUGCCUCUCACUACACUGCAAAAUUUCACAGAAGUGCAGGUUGAGAAGUCGUCACGCCCGUCGCCUGUUGCAUCAUGUGAUUGUUGUCAAUGACAAU